Symbiodinium necroappetens is the source of this 786-nucleotide messenger RNA. NCBI's taxonomy places the organism in Eukaryota, Dinophyceae, Suessiales, Symbiodiniaceae. The record is from the annotation of a GenBank genome assembly.
AUGGCCGACAAGAACAAGCCAUCGAAUCGCCGACACUCUCAGCUCUAUGACCCCAACGAAGUCGUCGAGAAGACAGCGCUGCAAGCGGAGUCGGUGCUCUUGGAAGACACCGAAUUGAAGCGAGCUUUCAAGGAGGUAACCCGAGAAGGGCGCCGGGGUGUGAACGGCAUCUACACUCCCUCUGGAGGUGCCAUAGACGAGAGGCCCAAAGAGGCUGGUAGCCAGGACGAGCGGAUCACAAGAGUAGCGAAGGAGUACAAGGCUCAGAAGAAGAAGCAGAAAAGCAAGGCAAGCAAGCUCCAGAAGAGCGAGAUCGAGCUGGAGGACGAGAGGGUCAGAAAGAAGGCAGCAAAGAUCCUGGACAAGGCCAGUGAAGUGGAGAGGCUCCAGUUCGAGGAGCUCUUCAACUACUUCGAUGCAGAUAAGGACACCAGCUGGGGUUCUAUCGAGCUGGCCCAGCGCAUGUCGGAUGUGGGCUAUGCCACCAGUGUGGAGGCUGCAUCGAACUUGCUUUAUUUCGCUGGGGUGAGGGAUGUUGACAGGAUCACGUACGACGACUUUGUCAACAUGAUGCCCAAGAUACAGGCUUUUCGAAAGCUCUUGGAGAAGGACUUCAUGCGGCUCUUCCAGGAGAAGGAUGAUGGCACCGGCCACAUCAGCACGAAGCAGCUGCGAGAGGUCUUGCUUGUCCUGUCCGGACCAGACGGAAUGGAGGAGGAGCAGAUGGCUGACAUCAUGAAGAAAGCAGAUCCGGCGCGCGAAGGACGCGUGAACUUCAACGACAUG